Dioscorea cayenensis subsp. rotundata (Guinea yam) is the source of this 2297-nucleotide messenger RNA. Its product is annotated as cellulose synthase-like protein E6. Gene Ontology annotation, molecular function: cellulose synthase (UDP-forming) activity; mannan synthase activity. Gene Ontology annotation, cellular component: trans-Golgi network; plasma membrane. Gene Ontology annotation, biological process: cellulose biosynthetic process; plant-type primary cell wall biogenesis. The record is from RefSeq and is a predicted model, not a curated record. NCBI's taxonomy places the organism in Eukaryota, Viridiplantae, Streptophyta, Magnoliopsida, Dioscoreales, Dioscoreaceae.
CACCUGAUCACUUGAUGAAAACUAGAGAUCAUAAAGAGAGAGAAUGGAAAGAGAUAUGACCGCUAGUGCUCCACUAUUCCAAACACAUGGAACUCAGGGAAGGACACUCUACAAGCUCUAUGCAAGCUUUAUCCUCACCUGCAUCCUAUCCAUAUUGUUCUAUAGACUCACUCACAUCCCUUUAGAACAUUAUAGUUUGACAUUUGCAUGGAUUUCACUGUUUGCAUCCGAACUAUGGUUUUCUUUCUAUUGGAUCCUAACUCAAACUGUUCGUUGGAAUCCAAUUUAUCAUCAAACCUUCAAACAAAGGCUCUUGCAAAGAUAUGGGAAUGAACUUCCUGGAGUAGAUGUAUUUGUUUGCACUGCCGAUCCGGUUGCCGAGCCGCCGGCUUUAGUGAUGUCAACAGUGUUAUCGAUGAUGGCUUAUGAUUAUCCAAAAGAGAAAUAGUAUCUUUCAGAUGAUGCUGGUUCAGAGCUUACAUUUUAUGCUCUAUGUGAAGCAUGCAAGUUUGCAAAGCAUUGGAUUCCAUUUUGCAACAAGUUUGAUGUUGAGCCAAGGUCACCAAAUGCAUUUUUCUACAAGUCCUGUCAUUCUUCUUCUAGUUUGCCUAUCACUGAUCAGGAGUGGUCUAAAAUGAAGGACAUGUAUGAAAAGAUGAUCAAUAGGAUUGAUUUUGUUGUUACACAAGGCAAUGUUCCUCAAGAACUCAAAAAACAUCAAGGAUUUUCCAAAUGGUCUUCAAAUAUGACUUCAAGCAACCAUGAUGCCAUAAUUCAGAUUUUAGUUGAUGGAAAUGUUGAAAAUUCAGUUGAUAUUGAGAAAAUUUUGUUGCCAAGGGUAAUUUAUAUGGCAAGGGAGAAGAGAACUCAACAUCAUCAUAACUUCAAAGCAGGCUCUAUGAAUGCUUUGUUAAGGGUGUCAUCAAAGAUAAGCAAUGGCCCAAUAAUACUGAAUGUGGACUGUGACAUGUACUCAAACAAUUCACAAUCAAUUAAAGAUGCACUCUGCUUUUUUCUUGAUGAAGAGAAGGGACAUGAAAUUGGCUUUGUCCAAUAUCCUCAAUAUUUUGACAACAUCAGUAAGAAUGAUUUGUAUGAUAACUCACUCAAUGUCAUCAACAAGAUUGAUCACCUUGGAUUGGAAAGUUGGGGAGGGACACCAUAUAUUGGAACAGGGUGUUUCCAUAGAAGAGAAGCUCUUCAAGGGAGGAAAUAUAGCAAAGAUUACAUUGAAGAUUGGAAGAAAGGAAUUGAUAGAACAAGUGUGGAAAAUGCUAGGGUUUUGGAAGAGAAAGUAAAACAUUUUGCUAGUUGCACCUUUGAGCACAACACUCUGUGGGGCAAAGAGAUUGGUUUAAAAUAUGGGUGUGCAAUAGAGGAUAUGCUAACAGGGUUGGCCAUGCACUACAAUGGGUGGAAAUCCAAACACAUGAACCCUGAAAGAAGGGCCUUUCUUGGAUUAGGUCCCACAACAUUGGAGCAAACUCUAGUGCAAUACAAGAGAUGGGGUGAAGGCAACUUACAGAUUUUCUUGUCAAAGGACAGCCCUCUUUUGUUUGGCCAUCAAAAGAUCAAUUUUGGUGCAUGCAUGGGCUACUCCAUCUACAACCUUUGGCCUGCUAACUCAUUCCCUACUCUUAACUACCUUCUCAUACCUCCUCUUUUCCUUCUCAAUGGCAUCCCCUUAUUCCCACAAGUAUCCUCUCCAUGGUUCGUACCAUUUAUUCUUGUGUUCACUUCCAAGCAUACAUACAGCCUAAUUGAGUCACUAUAUUCUGGUAAUACCUUCAAAGGGUGGUGGAACGCGCAAAGGAUGUGGGUAUUGAAGAGAAUAACCUCAUUCCUUUUUGCCACAAUUGACAAUAUCUUGAAGCUCUUUGGUGUAUCUAAGUUAGUGUUCGUCAUCACAACCAAGGUUAGUGAUAAAGAAGCUGCAAAAUGGUAUUAUGAACAAGAGAUCAUAGACUUCGGUUCAACAUCAUCGAUGUUUGUGAUCAUCAGCACUAUUGCAUUAAUUAACCUUUUUUGCUUGUUUGGUGGAGUUAAGAGAAUGAUGCUGAAUAAUGAAGGUAAUAUUGAUGAUGCAUUGUUGAUUCAAGUAGUGCUUUGUGGAUUAGUAGUGGCAAUCAAUGAGCCAAUCUAUGAAGGGCUCUUCUUGCGUAAAGAUAAGGGUCGCAUACCAUACUCUGUCACCUUUGUUUCAUUAGGAAUUGCAAUGCUUGUUUGCAUACUAAGCAUGCAUGGUUUAUGUUUUGCAUGAUUAGAAGUUAGUAGUGUGUUAUCUAGUUGUUUAUUUC